Molecule: messenger RNA, 1416 nt
Organism: Blepharisma stoltei
Lineage: Eukaryota; Ciliophora; Heterotrichea; Heterotrichida; Blepharismidae
Source: the annotation of a GenBank genome assembly
AUGGAUAACACUAUACAUACAGUACUAGAUGUUGCACCCAAAAGCCGCCAGCUUCACAGAGUAGAUUUAAGAACAAAGACUUAUAGUUGCACUAAAAUUCAAAAAUUAAAAAAUAGGCAAAUUGACUAUAAAGUUGUCUGUCAACUUUCAGAUGACCAACUAUUAUGCUAUUACUAUGACAAUUCCUUUAAAAAAGGACGGAUAUUUUAUAUCAACAGUAGUGGAAAUAUUUCUUAUGGAGGUUUCUUUGAUUUUCUAAAAACAGUUGCAGCACUCUGAGCACAUAUCUGUCAAUACCUCUAUAAUAAUGUAAAGGGAAUAAAAUAUAAAAAUUACGUUUACCUUAUGGGACAACACUGUGGUAUACUCAGGUAUAAUUUACUCAAAAAUACUUGUUCAACUGUUUUACAAAUUAAUUUUGGUGCCUAUUCAUUAGCAAUAAUUGAUGAUAAAAUUUUAAUAGUUGGAAGCCAAGGAAGAGCUUUAAUAUAUGAUUGUAGCAUCAACUCAGUUUCAUCUGCAUUCACUUUCCAAUCAUUAUGAUCCAUAAGCAUAGGGACUAUUAAUAAGACGUUUUUUCUAAUAGAUUAUCAAGGGGUUGUAGUAAAAUCAGGAGAAUUGAAUCCAUACGAAUGAACACUUUUAGGCAAAAUUUUUUUACAUCGUAUAAAUCUUAUUGAAUCUAAUAUGUUGAAUUAUGACAAUUUGACUUACUUCUUCAGCAAAGGCAAUCUUUAUAAGUUUGAUUUAGAAUAUCUUAAUUUCUCUAAAAUUCACUUUGCUUUUGGAAAAAAAGAACCUUAUUUUGAGUAUACAAUGCAGUCACUAAAAUUUAUAGAUAUUACAAUUAAUGCAGAAUUAAACAGUUGGGCUGAUGCAUUUAAACCUAUUGAACAUUAUUUUAUUAACCAAACAAAUUAUAUUGAACAAAUUCUGCAGAUAGCCUUUAAUCCUAGCGAUUUCCCAAUUAAAUUUUUAGUGGAAUAUCCUGUAUUUGAAAAUCGAAAAGUAAUAAUAAUUGAUGGCCAAGAUAGUUAUGGAUUAAUGAACUGAUUGAAUUAUGAUCGUGAGCUAUUUGGUUGUAAGAAUAAAUGCCUGAGUAUGCAAGAUUAUUGGAAUAACAAUAUACGCAGUCUAAAAAAUUGAUCAAAACAAGGAGUUAUUGUUCCAAAUCUUUCAUGAAUGGUUUAUAGAGGCGCGCCAAUUAAAGAAAUUAUAGAAAUAUUUAAAAAUGGAAAAAAAGGAUUGAUAUGGUUAUUAAUUGGCAGGAAUUCAAGAGUUUAUUAUGAAUUUAUCUAUCAAAACGAGGAUAAAGUGAUUUAUAGUUAUGAUCCUGAAGAUAAACCUUUUCAGUUGGUUAAUCAAUUUUUAAAAGAAGCUGGAGAAGAAGAAAUUGAUUGGAGAAUAUGGAUAUAA